Messenger RNA from Cercopithifilaria johnstoni, 834 nucleotides. The record is from the annotation of a GenBank genome assembly. NCBI's taxonomy places the organism in Eukaryota, Metazoa, Nematoda, Chromadorea, Rhabditida, Onchocercidae.
AUGGAUAAGAAACUUACAGUGCAACCUGCUAUGGUAACAUUUUCAGCACCUUUAACUGAACGUCAAGUAGCAGAUUUGGAUAUAAAAAAUGAUUGGAAUAAAGCAAUCAUUUUUAAAAUGAAAACCACAAAACCGGAAGCGUUUAAAAUGAAACCUGUUUAUGGGCUCGUUGAUGCUGGUGACAAGAAAAAAGUGAUUUUGACAUUAAAAAAAUGGGAUCCCAAUAAGAAACCUAAGAAAAGCGAUCAUUUUACGGUUGUUAUGGCACCAGCACCUGACAAAUGCAGUAAUCCCAUGAAAACUUGGAAAAGUUGGAAAGAAAGCAAAAAAUCUGAGGCAAAUAUUGGUGCUUGUCGUCGGCUGGUGAAAAUAACGUACAAAGGGAUUGCGGUGAAAGAAGGAAAAAAGAAACCACCAAAAGCCGGGGUGACAAAGGCGCCAGCAAUUAAAGCCGAGCAGGCUGAAGACAAAAAGGAAAGAAAAAUCGAAGGAGCCAAGGAGGACGAAACUGAAAAGAAGCCGAAAAAGAAAGAGGAAGAUGAGGAAGAAAAGAAAAUAGAAAAGAAAGGCGUUAGGGGUAAAAAAAAGGAAGAAGAGAAAGAGGAGAAAGAGAAAGAGAAAGAGAAGGAGAAGGAAGAGGAGGAAGAGGAGGAGGAAGGGGAGGAAGAAGAAGAAGAGGAAGAAGAAGAGGAAGAGGAAGAAGAUGAGAAACCGAAGAAAAAAUCCAAAAAAGGCAGAGGGGAGGAUGAAAAAACAAAGAAAAAAGAUGUGGAAGAUGAAGAUGGGAAGGGGAAAAAAGAGGAUGAAGAUGACGAAGAGGAAGAAGAUGAAUAA